Messenger RNA from Octodon degus (degu), 2237 nucleotides. RefSeq names its product citrate lyase beta like (gene Clybl). The record is from RefSeq and is a predicted model, not a curated record. The transcript has 8 exons. The coding region runs from base 197 to 1054 and encodes 285 amino acids. Lineage: Eukaryota; Metazoa; Chordata; Mammalia; Rodentia; Octodontidae. Gene Ontology annotation, molecular function: (S)-citramalyl-CoA lyase activity. Gene Ontology annotation, biological process: regulation of cobalamin catabolic process.
CGGCUCCUUUCCGGAGCCCUCGCGGGAAGCUCCGCGGGGCACAGCGUGAGCCUCCCGGGCGCGGGCUCGACCUCGGUCAAGGAAGCCACCCCUGGCCGCUGAUGUCUUCAGGCGUGCCUACAGUUCCUCGUCCGAUCACAAGUAUGUUCCUCGGAGGGCAGUGCUGUAUGUACCUGGAAAUGAUGAAAAGAAAAUAAUGAAGAUUCCCUCCCUGAAUGUAGACUGUGUGGUGCUCGACUGUGAAGACGGUGUGGCUAUGAAUAAGAAGAAUGAAGCUCGAUUGACAAUAGUAAAAGCCCUUGAAGACUUUGACCUGGGCCCAGCUGAAAGGUGUGUGCGGGUCAGCUCGGUGGCCAGUGGCCUGGCUGAGGAAGACCUGGCCGCCAUCCUGCAGUCCCGGGUCCUCCCUUCUAGCCUGAUGCUCCCCAAGGUGGAAAGUCCUGAAGAAAUCCGAUGGUUUGCAGGCAAAUUUUCAUUCCACUUAAAAGGCCGAAAACUCGAACAGCCAAUGAAUUUAAUCCCUUUUGUGGAAACUGCAAUGGGUUUGCUCAAUUUUAAGGCCGUGUGUGAAGAAACCCUGAAGAUCGGGCCUCACGUGGGUCUUUUCCUAGAUGCCGUUGUUUUUGGAGGAGAAGAUUUUCGAGCCAGCAUAGGUGCAACAAGUAGUAAAGAAACGCAGGACAUCCUCUACGCCCGACAAAAGAUUGUCGUCGUGGCCAAGGCCUUUGGCCUACAAGCCAUAGACCUGGUGUACAUUGACUUCCGGGAUGAAGAGGGGCUGCGUAGACAGUCGAGAGAGGCCGCUGCCAUGGGCUUCACCGGUAAGCAGGUGAUCCACCCGAACCAGAUCGCCGUGGUCCAGGAGCUGUUCACCCCUGCCACGGAGAAAAUCCAGUGGGCUGAAGAACUAAUUGCUGCUUUUAAAGAGCAUCAGCAAUUAGGAAAGGGAGCCUUUACUUUCCAAGGGAGUAUGAUCGACAUGCCGUUACUGAAGCAGGCUCAGAACAUUGUUACGCUUGCCACAUCCAUCAGGGAAAAAUCAUCUGUUAGAUGAAGCACUCAUCAGGUGGGCUGAGCAUGUACGGCGGGCUUCGGAAGACCAGACGGUACGCAGGCACGCCCGAUCGGGGCCUGGCCGCAUUUACAGGGCAGUUGCUGUGGCGGUUCUUCUUCUUGCUGUUGUCUUAUUGGCCAAGUUAUUCCUCUAAGACUGAGCUUUCUUCCUCUGGUAUCCUUUAAGCUUAUGAUGAUCUUAGUUUCAUUUAUUGAUGGAUUGCAAAUGUGGAUUGAUGAUUUCAUGGAAAGAGAAAAAUCGUGGAAGGAGGCGGACAUGGGUGGAAGUUAGGUGUUUCGUGAGACAGAUCUUUGUCAAAUCCUGUGCUCCCCUUGCAGUAUAUGUUUGUCACAUUGUUCAUCUGUACGGCUGACAUCACAGGUAAUUUUAAGGCCAGGCUUUUUAAAAAACAAGGGUAAAAUUUGGGGGGUGUAUUUCAAUAACAAUCCUAUAAAAUAGAGACCCCUCGGAAAACAUUAUGGAGUAUGGUAUAGGCCUGUAAAGCCACCUUCUAAAAAUAAACUUCCCAAACUGAUUACUGUUAACCUCCACCCCCCAACUGCACCACCCCUACCCUCGGAAGGCUGAUGGUGAGCCCGAGAGAGCUCAUGGGGUAAAUGCUUUGGGUCAAUAGUUACCGGCAAUUAAAAAAUAAAUGUGUAGGAACACAAGGCUGUCCUUUCUCCCUUUUAUUUCCCACUUUAACUGUUCACCAACGAGGCCAUUUCCCCUGUAAAUUCAUGGCGGCGACAGGGCUCCCUCGGCCAUAAACUUGUAGCGUCCCCGACAUCGACACAAAGCCAGGGCACCAGGCUGGUGCGCACGGCCCCCUGCAAGAUUUGCAUCACAUUAGAGAUGCGGCUACAGGUCAGAUGGGUGGUGUGGUUAACGGGCUUAGUAAAGCUGUUUUGAAGAGGUUAACCCAGCUUGUAGUAAGGGUAAAUAAACAUAACAACCGGCCAUUGUUCCCCAUUCAGCACAUACUCUUAUAUUGAAGGCUAAAGGGUAUUGAAGCUGCAGAGGAUCAGCUUGUGCGUGCCAGAGGACGCCAAUGAAGUUUGAAACACCAACAAUCAGAGAUUUUGUUUCUGUUCCUCAUUAAAUCAUGAGCUUUUGUGUUGAGACUCUGGAUGACUGUUCUUUAAGAAAUUAACAGAAUGGGAAGUUUUAAACUCUGCACCAA